CGCAUGUGCAGUGACAUCGUUCCGGCCCCGUGGCGGACAGUCGGCGUGCUGAAGAUUUUCAGCAAUGUGGACAACAGAUGAAAUUGCCAGUAUGUGCUACACACAUUAUUCUACCAAAUUACCAAAGAAAGGUCUGCCGGAUCCAGGUCGAGAAUGGACUCUGCUCGCAGCUGUGGUAAAAGUUGAGGAGAAAGCAAGCAUGCAGAGCAAUGAUGAAUUUCUGGAAGUUGUUGCAAUGGGAACUGGGUCAAAGUGCAUUGGUCAGACAAAAAUGAGUAAAACUGGUGAUGUUGUUAAUGACAGCCAUGCAGAGGUGACUGCACGGCGUGGGUUUCUGAGGUACUUGUAUCAUCAACUUAAAGAAGCAUUCAAAAAUAAAAAUAGCAUCUUCAUCACAAGCAGCGAAAAAGGAAAAUGGAAACUGAAGCCAGGCAUUACCUUUGUGUUCUUUAUUAGCCACACUCCAUGUGGUGAUGCUUCUAUUAUUCCAAAGGUAGAAAAUUACAAUGAACCUUCUAUGAACAUGAGAGCCAUGGGGAGUGAUGAGCAAAAUGUUAUUGCUGUUCAAGAUAAUAAAAAUACUGAAGAUGCACAAUUAUUAAAUAAUGAAGAGCACUUGUGGGGCAAAAGACAAAAAGGCGAUGCAAGUUCUACAGUGAUUCCUAAAAAAAGGAUUAAAAAAGCUGAUGAAAAUAGAGAUUUACCUGAAAGUAGCAGUGUUCAUGAAAACAAACGUAAUCAUCUGUCUGAACAAGAAAGUAAUACUAUCCAGAUCAACAAUAAUCAACUUUAUGAAGCAGAAAUAAUGUCCAAGAGCAGCCAUUAUACCACUCCAUCUCAAAAUGCGUUUUCAUUCGAUAUGGAGAAAACCAAACAGAUGCAAAAUAAAGUUUUGGAUAUACACCGAACUGGCGCUAAAUGUGUACCAGGUGGCCUUCAGGAUUCUCUUAAGCCCGGAGUUGACUAUCACUGCGUGGAAUCAUUGAGGGUGAAACCAGGAAGAGGCAGCAGAACAUUAUCAAUGUCAUGUAGUGAUAAACUUGCACGUUGGAAUAUUCUUGGUUGUCAAGGAGCACUUCUCAUGCACUUCCUUGAGGAGCCAGUGUAUUUCUCUUCUAUUGUAGUAGGACACUGUCCAUAUAACUAUGAUGCCAUGAAGAGAGCUAUAAUAGAUAGGUGCUGUAAUGUAACUUUACUUCCAAAGGAAUUCAGAGUUCAAGAUGUGAAGAUGCAACAGUCACAUUUGGAGUUUCCACACAGUCGCCAUUCAGCGCAAAGUAACUAUGAUCCCAGCAAAGGGAGGCUUAUACCUUGUGCAGCAGCAGUAAGUUGGAGUGCUAUACCAGACCAGCCACUAGAUGUCUCUGUAAAUGGCUAUAAACAAGGAGCCACAAAAAAGAUACUUGGAACCCCACAAGCGAGGUGUAAAAUUUGCAAGGCUGAGCUUUUCGUGUUAUUCCAAGGGCUCCUCUCUUUUCUUUCUGAGCAGAACUAUCCAGAAUCCCUUCGUUUCUGGAGGAUUGCCAGGAUCCUGAAGAAAUACUGGAUUAAUACCAUCCACAAAUCUGUAAGGAAGUGCAAAUCACAGCUUAUGCAGGUCAACGAUGUCCUGGGACUCAGAUCAGCCAGUGUUUUCAGGAUUCCCUGUGAAUGCAGAGCAGUGUAUAUCGGCCAGGAAGGGAAAUCGGUGAUAGUAGAACACUACGUUUGCAAUUGCCAUAGGAUUGACUUCAGCACACAGUUUCAACACCUGGCAAAGGAAGCCAUUUAAAUAAAACUGGAGGAAAAGAAUUUUAACAAAGAUUCAGGUCAUGCUCUGAGUAAGAACUAGAAUUCAAUUGUAAGCAAAGCAGGAGAGUGAAAACCUAAUUGGUUGAGGACUAACAAAUCAGAAGGGAUGGACUACAGGGGUAUAAGUACCACCAGACUAGACAUACCCAGGCAUCAUUGAUGAAGCUGGCAGAGUUUGUCAUCAAAACAUCGGUUAAAAUCGAUACCUGUAUCCGACUGGAAGCCCAAGAAGAGUUUAUUCAUUAUGUAUGCUGGGAAAACAGAAGAUUCUUUAUGCCAAAUUGGUUUGCAAUCUAAGUUUAUUCUGACUGGAUCUGAACUGUUAAGUAUUUGGU
Hypanus sabinus (Atlantic stingray) is the source of this 2126-nucleotide messenger RNA. RefSeq names its product adenosine deaminase tRNA specific 1 (gene adat1). The record is from RefSeq and is a predicted model, not a curated record. Gene Ontology annotation, molecular function: adenosine deaminase activity; RNA binding. The transcript is spliced from 10 exons. The coding region runs from base 65 to 1771 and encodes 568 amino acids. NCBI's taxonomy places the organism in Eukaryota, Metazoa, Chordata, Chondrichthyes, Myliobatiformes, Dasyatidae. Gene Ontology annotation, biological process: RNA processing.